AGAGCAAACUCAUUUGACCGAUUAACAAGAAACCAAAGAUCCCGGCCUAAGCCAUAUUCUUUAUAUUUAGCAAAACAAAAAGGAAAAGAAAAAGAAGCCAUUUUCUUUUCUCCCUUUGCAGCAAUUGAUCUUCAAAAUAGCGAUGCUGAAAGGCCUUGGCAAACAUUCCACGAGCCCUAGUAAUAUAGCAGUUUGGUUUUUGUUCCUGAGCAUGUCAAUUUCUUUAGCUGCAAAAGUAGCAUUUGCUGAUUCAGAAAAGAAAGUGUAUAUUGUUUUCAUGGAUCGACCCAUUGGCCAAGACCUGAGAGAUUAUGCUAUUCAAAUUCUGUCUUCUGUCCUCGGCAGCCACAAGGCCGCAGAGGAGGCACUUGGGUAUGUUUACAGACGUGUUGGGCCUGGAUUCUCUGGUAGGCUGACUCCAGAGCAGGCCACUCGACUCCAAUGUGAGUGCUUUAUAUUUGUUCUUUAUUAUAUCCCAUUUGGUGUUUGUCAUUGUAACUUUAUAAAAUUGUUUUUUUCAUUCCCAAAGGAUUUACAGUAGGGGCCCCCACGGGACACCAAAAUUUCGUAUAAACGCUUUUAUAAUGUGCAUUAUUAGUUUAAAUAAAUUUAAAUGUUGUUUGCCUCAUUGAUAUAGAAUAAUAGAAGAUAAUUACAGUAAAUGGUCUUUGAUUUUCUCCUUCUCUAAGCUAGAGUCAACUAGAGUGAAUGGUGCCUAUAAAAAAUAAAAAUAAAAAGAAAAACAAAACAGGUAAAUCGUUAUGCUCAUGUAUAUAUUUUAAAUGCAAUAAUCUUCUCAGUAUUAUAUAAAUGGGCUUUUAGUAUCAAUUGUGCUGUAAUUAACUCAUACUCCUAGAACUUUAACGUAAAUUCUCCAUUUUGAUUUAUUAACCUAUUGAGCCAUUUUGUAUAUUAUCUCUACCAAAAGCCUAAAUAAAUGACUAAAUGCAUCAAUAUUUCGGAAAAUUUGAAGUUCUUGUGUUGUAUUUACCAACUUUGUUUUGAUUCUUGUUUUGCUCCCAUCCUUAUAAAAGUUGACUUCUUGAAUACCAAAAUGCAAAAUUUUGUUCUUUUAAACUGUAAAAAGUGAAAUUAUACGCUUACACUGAUUUUGUACAAUGUGAAACCUACCAAAAAAAAAAAAAAGGUUGUUGGGAUUAGAUUUUACAACACUACAACAAAAAUGGCCUUUAGCGGCAUUUAAAAGUGUCAGUAUAGACAAUUUAACCUGACAUUUUAUCUAUCCUCACACCUAGGGCGAGUGUUGUCCUUUCCAAUGUGGGGAUAGCCUCAAAUCUUUAGCAACAUUCAAACAUGUCAGGAAAACCAUGCUGCUAUAGCAUUCCCUCUGCCAACAAAAACUUUUUUUUGUGAUAAUCGAAAGUGUCUGUAUAGCAUUAGAACAUCAGUAGCGGAUCAGUAGUAUAUCCAAUUUAUGAAGGCAUCUUUAGUUGUCUUAAUAUAUGACUUUAAGGACACGUAGCCAUGUGAAUUUACACUGCUUUGGACGACAUGCCCAUUUGUCAUUAGUGUUUUUCGAAGUUAAGCUAUGCUGACACUUUUAAUUGCCAGGAGUUUUUUCCCUGUUUUUUUUUUAUAUGGAAGCAACCUGCAAUUAGCCCUCCCUGCUG
Molecule: messenger RNA, 1631 nt
Organism: Coffea arabica (coffee)
Lineage: Eukaryota; Viridiplantae; Streptophyta; Magnoliopsida; Gentianales; Rubiaceae
Source: RefSeq, a predicted model, not a curated record